GUUCGCGCUAACCCUGGCGCAUUCGAGCAAGUUCUAAAAACAUGGAACAGUCUUCCGCAGAUACGCAAGUCCAUUUUCAGGCAUUAUUACUGGCGAACGAGCAACGGAAUGCGUAUGGAUUGAGGUACAAUGACUAUGAACGCUACAGGAAGCACUGUGCCAACAGGACGCACCGCCUUCGGUCGUCUCUCAAGAUGACCCAUGGCAAAGGGAGGGAGUUCAAAAAGCUGCCGCCUAUGAUUCUGGAUGCUAUUCAGGAUGGCCACCUUCAGCUGCUGCUCUUCGAGUCCGAGAGGGCAUGGGUGUACUCUCAAGAAUUGUCCCAACAAACCCCUCAACUGGCCACCAACCGGAAGGGUGCUCCACCCAAGGGUCAUCAUAGCGACGCAGCCUCGCUGAGAAGGCACGCGACAAGCCGCCUUCGCCGUGCCGUGAACUGGGCCACGCAGCUGCUAUCUCACUGUCAGGCGCUGUAUGCUUCCUCGCGUUUGUCCGCGGAAAACCUCGUCCAAGCAACAGUCUAUACGCUCAUCGUCAACGGUCGUCUCCUGCGCCACCGUUACGAUUAUGAAGAUGCGUUGAUACAGCUUAGCGUUGCUCGCAACCUGCUUGAUGAGCUCGCCGCGAAGGCAGCUACCAGUCGCGACCAGGCCCUGGCAGUUUCCUUCGCAGACGAGAUCGGCCCCGAGAUUCGAUACUGCGCGCACGAGCUGCGCCGUGAGAACUCGUACGACGUCGAUGCGAUUGUCGCGGACGUGGCUCCUAAGCACCGCAACGAGAUUGUCGAAGGAUGCGAUGCGUUGCUGGCAAGCCUGGGGAAGGAAGCGUCGAGUGCUGCCGGGGGACAGAAGAAGCUCGAACCUGUGAUGUGGGAAGACGAGCCGGUACCUGUGCGUAAUCCAGAGCUAGUGGACGUCUUACUGCGGGUGCAGGAGGCGGAGGCGAGACUGAAGAGCGCAGAGGAGUUGCCCAUUGUACAGGAUGCCGCUGAGGGAGGGAAGAAGAAAGAGAAGGCAGGCAAAGGUGCCCGCUCGAAGCGUGGCGUCGCGGCGUAUGACGCGAUUCUGUUGGCGUUGAGCGAUGCGGAGGAGGUAGCGCGCAAGCUGGUAGAGGUGCAGCAGUUGAGUAGUUCAACUAUCAGCCUCGCAGCAGGAACGAGGGACAUCCAAUUCGUGCAUGCGUAUAUCGUCUACCAACUUCUCUCCUACCGCAUUCAGCGAGAUCUUCUACUCAUUGCGACGCUGCUUCACCAAUCGCAGGCGCAUACGGACGCAGACCAGAAGGGCGGUGCGUCGAAGCCGCACAAGGAGCGGGUGGAUGCACGGCUCUUUCCCGCAGUGGUGAAGCUCCUAGAUACGAUCAUUCAAAGCCUCGACCAAAUGCGUGCGCUCGCUAUCGUGGACGAGAGCCCUGAUCUUGCCUCCGCUGUGGAAGCGCGGCUGUCGUUCACGAAGGCUCGAAGGUGUCGCUAUCUCGCGCGCUGCUACGCUCCCCUCAAGCGAUAUGCGGAAGCGCUCACGCUCUCCCAGCAUGCAACCAUACAUCUGCGGGAGGCGCGCUCUGUUCUCUCCGUCAUCGCGGACACCGACCCAAUCGCGUCAAACUCUUCGCCAUUCUACUCGCUCACCGCCGCCGACAUCGAUCAGCUUGAAGAGGAGGUAACACAAGAUAGCGAAGGCUAUAAGAGCGAUUGGUUUGCAUUCAACGGCGGUGUGGUCGGCGACGAUGGCCGGUCGUACAAGAAGCCACUCUUCUUCGACAUUGCGUUGAAUUAUGUGAAGCUCGAUAUGGACAAGUUGCAGGAGCGCGCGGGAAAGAAGGUGGAAACUGCGAGACCUGUACAAGAGGCUGCUCCUGUCGCCCAGGUGCCGGAGAGGAAGGCAGUUGCGAAGGCGAAGGCGGAGGAGGUCGAGAGAGCUCCUACGCCGGAACCAUCUGCGUCUGCUCGCGGUGGAUUAAGCAGCUUGCUGGGAGGCUGGUGGGGUAGAAAAUGACCGCAUAUAUCGUGCUCUCGAUUGUAGAUUAAAACAAAUUUGCUAUUAUAUUUGAGUCAAGAAAGCGUG
This is a messenger RNA of Laetiporus sulphureus 93-53, 2063 nucleotides long. RefSeq lists its product as uncharacterized. The transcript is spliced from 6 exons. Gene Ontology annotation, cellular component: signal recognition particle, endoplasmic reticulum targeting. Lineage: Eukaryota; Fungi; Basidiomycota; Agaricomycetes; Polyporales; Laetiporaceae. Gene Ontology annotation, biological process: SRP-dependent cotranslational protein targeting to membrane. Gene Ontology annotation, molecular function: signal recognition particle binding; endoplasmic reticulum signal sequence receptor activity; 7S RNA binding. The record is from RefSeq and is a predicted model, not a curated record. Bases 42 to 1994 code for a protein of 650 amino acids.